CAGGAAGUGAGGAGUUCAGAGGCCAUCAUCGGAUUUCUGGUGAGUCGGGAGUUCACCGUGACGAAACACUACAGGGGCAUCAAGACGGCCUUCAAGGCCGAGUUCGGGGAAAAUGAGUUUGGGGGCAAGAAGAAGCCCAACAUCUGCCUGGUGUGCCGCUACGACGCCGUGCGGAAGAAAGGUCACGUGAACGGAAACAAUCUCGUCGUCCAGGCAACGGUCGCCGCGGCCUUGGGAUUGAAGGCCGUUAUAAGGGCCUCGUCAUCCAAAAUUGGCAAGGUG
Molecule: messenger RNA, 282 nt
Organism: Lymnaea stagnalis (great pond snail)
Lineage: Eukaryota; Metazoa; Mollusca; Gastropoda; Lymnaeidae
Source: the annotation of a GenBank genome assembly